CCGGCGCCCCAACCGUCCUGCUGAGCGGCCGACCUCACACCCUUCCCCGCAUUAAAUCGCACGCUGCCAAAAUCACGCUCCCUCUCCUCCCGGCUCCGUCAAACUCUCACAGCCACCUCGUCUCCGCCGCCGCUGCGGUUACGCUGUCUCGGCUUCACCUCCGCGCGCGCGGGGUCAAGGCUCGCAACCGGUUUAAGUCCAACACCCGGUGCCUGCCGGCUGCCGCCACCGUGAUGUGUACUCCUGCCUCGUUUUCCCGUCGGUGAGGCUAUUGGAAGCGGGCAGAGGAGAAGAGCGGAGGGGAGGGAGGUGGUAGCCUAGACGGCGCCCAUGGACCUCUUACGGCGGGAGGUGGACCGGAGCGCCGCGCCGGAGUUCGUGGCGCUCGACAUCCGGGACGAGGCGGAGUCACCCGAUGCCAACGCGGACCAGAUGAUGGAGUCAUCGUUGGUUGGGAAGGCUCUCGAGCGGGAGCGGAGCGGCGACGGCGGCAAUCCUCCUUCCACCGGUGCGGCGGGCUUGUAUGAAAAGCAGGCGGUGCCUGUGCACGCUGAUUGUAGCCCGAGGGAGCAGUUCCACCCCUUGACACCAACAGCCGUCGGGGCGAAGCGCCGACGUGCGGGCCGGCGGGUUCCGCGGUGGCGUGAUCCCAGGAAGAUCCUAUUCGCCUUCGCAGCACUAUCCAGCGUGGGCACGUUGAUACUGCUGUACUUCACGCUCUCCAUGGGGAAGAUGACAGGAGGUCAAGCUGAUGGAGAGUGAUAGGAUCAGCCUUGCUUUGUCUUGCUUGACAUAGCAUUUUACUAAUGUUUGUACAGAAGAAUCUAAGAAAUGGCUGGAUGCUAAUGUAGCAGUCAUACAUCAGUGCGUGUAUCACCAUUAUUUGAUAUGUUUGUACAUAGACACAGGAUAGGUUACAGAUAAAGUUUUAAGGGAAGAGUUUUUGCUGUGCUGCUACGAGGAAGCUCAAGGAGGCCGCGCUGCUUCCACGCCGAGUUUUUGCUCGGGGUUUGCUA
Messenger RNA from Phragmites australis (common reed), 1016 nucleotides. RefSeq lists its product as uncharacterized. Bases 331 to 762 code for a protein of 143 amino acids. The record is from RefSeq and is a predicted model, not a curated record. Lineage: Eukaryota; Viridiplantae; Streptophyta; Magnoliopsida; Poales; Poaceae. The transcript is spliced from 4 exons.